AUGUUCUUUAAAAGAAAUUAUUCUUUUUGUUCUACUUUUCAUAAUAUUAGGGUUAGAUAUUCAUUAAACCCUUAUAAUCAUAUGAAUAUGAAUCAUUUAAGGUCUGCAAUUUUAAAUUUUAUAUUUGCCAGAAGCAAAGGUGGUUCAUUUGUUUUAAGAAUAGAUGAUUUAGAUUAAAAGCCUAAUUAAUAGAAUUUCUUUAAAAAUCAAAUAAAUAUAUUAUAAUAAUCAGGCAUAUAAUGGGAUGAAGGUCCAUAUAAUUAAUUUACUGAAAACGAAGGUAAAUAUGGUCCAUAUUUCUGUAGUUAAAGAAAGAAUAUAUACCAGGAUUAUUCAGAAAAAUUAAUAAAAGAGAAAAAAGCUUUCAGAUGUUUUUGUUCACACGACGAAAUAAAAAAAUUUAAAUAAAUGUAAUAAAAUAACUAAUUUAUUUACGAAGGAACUUGUUUAAAACUCACAGAAGAAUAAAUAGAAGUAAAAUUAUAAAAAAAAACUCCUUAUACAGUACGUUUAAAUACUUCCUAAGAACAAAUACAAUAAAAUUAAAAAUAUAAAGAUUCAUUAUAAAACUAAUAAGAAUUUUAAAUACAUUCAUCUUUAUUAACUUAUUUUGUUAUUAUUAAAACUGAUGGAAACCCAACUUUUCCUUUUGCAAAUGCCGUAGAUGAUUAUGUAAUGAAAUUUACUCAUAUUAUAAGAGAAAAUAACUGGAUGAGGGAUAUUCCUAAAUAAAAAAUAAUUUAUUAAUAACUUGGGAUUGAAUACGUUCCUAUUUUUAUGCAUUUACCUGAUUAUAAAGGAGUAUUUAUAUUUUUUCUUAAAUAUAUAAAUAUAUAUAAUUAUAUAGAUAAAUGGUCAAUAAUUAGAUAAUAAACAAUCUUAUUAAUUAUUAAAUAUAUAGAAUUUAUUAGAUUAGGGAGUUAUUUUUGA
Molecule: messenger RNA, 930 nt
Organism: Ichthyophthirius multifiliis
Lineage: Eukaryota; Ciliophora; Oligohymenophorea; Hymenostomatida
Exons: 2
Biological process (GO): glutamyl-tRNA aminoacylation
Molecular function (GO): glutamate-tRNA ligase activity; ATP binding
Source: RefSeq, a predicted model, not a curated record